This is a messenger RNA of Yarrowia lipolytica CLIB122, 1164 nucleotides long. RefSeq lists its product as uncharacterized. Gene Ontology annotation, biological process: L-serine biosynthetic process. Gene Ontology annotation, cellular component: cytoplasm. Lineage: Eukaryota; Fungi; Ascomycota; Dipodascomycetes; Dipodascales. Gene Ontology annotation, molecular function: pyridoxal phosphate binding; O-phospho-L-serine:2-oxoglutarate transaminase activity. The record is from RefSeq and is a predicted model, not a curated record.
AUGACCCGACCUCACCCCAAUUACUACGGAGCUGGACCCGCUCUCCUUCCCUCAGAGGUCAUUGAGGACGCCGCUGCCGGCAUGGUAAACUACCAGGGUCUCGGAAUCGGUCUGGGCGAGAUUUCGCACCGAUCUGGCCAGGCCACUGAAAUCAUCAAUGGCGCCAAGAACAACCUCAAGCAGCUGCUCGACGUGCCUGACACCCAUGAGGUGUUCUUUGCCCAGGGUGGAGGCUCUGGCGGCUUUGCUGCCAUCGUCUACAACCUUCUUGGAGCCUACGCCAAGGAGACUGGCAAGAAGGGCAAGGUGGACUACUUCAUCACCGGCGACUGGUCCAAGAAGGCGACCGACGAGGCCAUCAAACUUGGAGCCGACGUGAACGUGGUUUCCGACUCUCGAAAGUUCACCGACAACGGCAAGUUUGGCGUCAUUGCUCCCCAGGACACCUGGACCUUCUCCGAUCCCAAGGACACUGCUUACGUCUACUACUGUGACAACGAGACUGUGGCCGGUGUGGAGUUUCCCGAGACCCCCAAGAUUCCUGAGGGCGUCGAGCUGGUGGCCGACAUGUCCUCCAACAUCCUGUCCAAGGUCCUGGACGUGUCCAAGUUCGGUCUCAUCUUCGGAGGUGCCCAGAAGAACAUUGGUAUUGCCGGUGUGUCGUUCUACAUCAUCAAGAAGAGCCUGUUGCCCAAGGCUGACGUGGCUACUCUGCGAAAGCUCGACAUUGCUGUCACCCCCUCCUUCAUGGACUUUGAAAUCAUUGUUAAGAACAACUCUGCCUACAACACUGUCUCCAUCCCCGCCGUCUACGUCGUUGAGAAGGUCAGCGAGCAGCUCAUCAAGAAGGGAGGCCUCAAGGUGCAGCAGAAGGAGGCUGAAGAGAAGGCUGCUUCUCUGUAUGCCGCUCUGGAUGCCCACAAGAAGCUGUACAACCUGCCUGUUGCUGUGGCCGACCGGUCCAAGAUGAACAUUGUCUUCACCAUCCAUGGCGAGGGUCUCGAGGACAAGUUCCUCAAGGAGGCGGCUGCCAAGGGUCUGACUGGUCUCAAGGGCCACCGAUCCGUCGGAGGUAUCCGAAUCUCCAACUACAACGCCGUCACUGUCCAGAGCGCCGAGCUGCUCAAGGACUUUAUCAACGAGUUUGCCAAGCAGAACGAGUAG